Messenger RNA from Lodderomyces oxycetoniae, 2436 nucleotides. RefSeq names its product RNA methyltransferase. The transcript has 2 exons. The coding region runs from base 1 to 2436 and encodes 811 amino acids. Gene Ontology annotation, cellular component: nucleus. Gene Ontology annotation, molecular function: RNA cap trimethylguanosine synthase activity. The record is from RefSeq and is a predicted model, not a curated record. Gene Ontology annotation, biological process: 7-methylguanosine cap hypermethylation; 7-methylguanosine RNA capping. NCBI's taxonomy places the organism in Eukaryota, Fungi, Ascomycota, Pichiomycetes, Serinales, Debaryomycetaceae.
AUGGUAGUCAGUUUAGAAGACAAGCUGAAUGUUCCAGGACAACUUGAUAUAGCUUACAAAGAGGAAGCACGAGAGAAAAAUGUGAGAGGACUGAUUGAUAGAGUAGUAGAUCAAGGUAAUAAUAAGCAUGAUGAUGAUGAUAAUAAUGAGGGGAGGGAAGAAGGCGAAGAAGGAAAAAAGAAGAGGGAUGGUGAUAGUUUGAGAAUUCCUAUUGGAGUACAGUCCAUUAAGCAAUCGACUACAUCAAUGGGUAAGGUUGUUGAAAAGAAUCGCACCAACAAGAGGAGAAAGAACAAGGCCAAUGGGAAACAAAUUGACGAUUAUCUCAAGCCAAAUUUUGGUGUUGAGAACCACCAUCAAACACAAGAAAAUAGUGUGCACCAUGUCCACGACCACCAUCAAGCUAACGAGCAUCAAUUUUACGAAGGAGAACUAUUGAUGCAUACCUACUAUACACUACCUCAUUCCGUUCAAAAAUUUUGGAAUAGAAGAUAUGAAUUGUUUAGCAAAUACGACGAUGGAGUAUAUUUAUCCGAGGAAUUGUGGUAUAGUGUAACUCCAGAGCUUGUAGCUAAAUACACUGCACAGUUAUUUGUCAAACUUUUACCGCCUGAUGCUCAAAUCGGAUUAGAUGUAUGCUGUGGCGGUGGCGGGAAUACUAUUCAAUUUGCCCGGUAUUUCAAUUCCGUUGGUGGUAUUGAUAUAAGUAAGACCAAUUUGUAUUGUACUGAACACAAUUGUCAUGUUUAUGGAGUCGAAGAUAAUGUGUGGACAUUGUGUGCAGAUUGGGCAGAGAUUACCACGCCUAAAGAAAAUGGAGAUAUUAACUUGGAUUGGAUUCCACAAGAUGUUUUGAACAGGAGAGGAUUAACCCGAACUAGCUCCUAUUCUGAGCCAAAAGAGAUUUUUGACUUUAUAUUCAGUUCUCCACCGUGGGGGGGAACUAACUACGAUAAAAAUAAUUUCAAUGUUUUUGAAAUGGAACCGUUUAAUAUUCUUUUCUUGUUGAAAACAAUGAAACAGUAUUCAGAAAAUAUUGGAUUGUUUUUACCAAAGCUGUCCAAUUUGAUUCAACUAAGCACUGCAACAAAGGAGGUUUAUGGGGAUUUCAAAAAAUGCCGCGUUGUCUAUAUUAACUCAAAGGAAAGAACUGUUGCCUUAUUGGCAUUAUUUGGGGACGUUUUCACAGCAAGAUUUGACGAGCUAGAUGAUAUAAAUGAAGAAGCCUUGUCCACAGCGUUUAUAUUGUUGGGUAAUAAGGUUGAUAGAAUAGCCAGCCAUUUACAGAAUUUAGAGAGUGACCGUAUUAUUACUUUGCAGCAAGAAGUAUCUUUGUUGAGACAGUUGGUUGAUUUUCAAAAUGUUAAAUUAGAAAAAUUAACGUGUUUAUUAUCUGAGGUUGUUGAUAAUUCAAGACGCCAAAAGAGGAGGAGAAUUUUUAAUAGGUUGGCAAGCAACGUUGUGGAUGACGAAGAAACUGAUGACGCUAGUACCUUGAUUGAAGUUUUCCACGAUGGUGUCAAUGUGAAUGAUUUGGAAAGAUCGCCAAGUCAAAACGAAAUGUCUCAGCAUCCAUUAAGUUUGAGUCAUUUGCCACAACAGCAGCAAAACCACCAUCAACAGCAGCAGCAGCAACAUCAAGUUUUGAUUGAUCGGCGACGCCCUCAAGUGGCACAUCUUCGCCAGCAACCACCACCACCACCACCACAACAACAACAACAACAACACGCGCUUCAUCCACAAAAUGAACUUGGUUCAAACUUGGAUUCAAAUAUGGAUCCCCAGCUUCAUCAAACUAGGAUGAGGCUGCCUGUGGGAGGAGGCGCGUCAUCUACACCUUUACAACAACAACUUCAAGCACAAACGCAGAAUUCCCUUGAAGGUAGUCAUCACCUGCCUACUACUACUGCUACUCCUGUAGGUACUACCGCGCAACUCCGUGCACAACAGAUGCUUGCGCAAGUUAGAACUCCCGCGGGGAAAUCCACCAAAAAGACUAAGCCGGACCAAAUGAAGAAUGCUGUAAUUCAUGAUAAAGAUGGCGGUGCUGGGGGGUGUAACACGCCCGAGCAACAAAGUCCACAAUCUACAAAUAGAGAGGAAGAUGAAGAAAGAAAAGUUAAAAUUGAAUUCAUUAAUAACCCGACUUCGGUGCGGGAAGUAUAUGAUGAAUUUUUCAAGGGAUAUAAUGGCCAAGAGCCAUUAUGCGAGUUGGAUGCAAAGUACGGGAAACACGAAUGGAGAGGCGACUCAAGAUCGAAGGAGAGUAAAAGGUAUCAAAGAAGGAAAAGAUUAUGCGAUGUUAUUAAACGAAGUGCAUACAAAUUGAGUAAGCUGGAUGAUGCUAUUAUCAAUAUUUUGGAGAAUUACCGGAUGGAAAAAUCAUUGACUUGGAUAAUGAACGGGCAUUUGCCACCAGAGCUUGAAAAUUUAUAA